Messenger RNA from Trypanosoma rangeli, 516 nucleotides. RefSeq lists its product as uncharacterized. The record is from RefSeq and is a predicted model, not a curated record. Lineage: Eukaryota; Euglenozoa; Kinetoplastea; Trypanosomatida; Trypanosomatidae. The transcript has a single exon. Bases 1 to 516 code for a protein of 171 amino acids.
AUGAAACAGGGGGAUGUUGGUUGGUCAGACAAGCCUGAAAGGACUCGUCGGGGAUGCUGCCAACUUACCACUGGCAGCGGAGCUUCUGCCGAUGGGCAAGCCACCUGCAAAGAGGACCACCAAAGCAACAGCACUUGUCUCCAAAGAAGACUAAAAAAGCUCCACCCAGCGCUCACACGAGGCGAACAAGUGAAGAGUGAAGCGACGGUACAAUAUGGCAGCGAUCUCGCUGCCACAGAGAGGAGUACCGAGCGAUUGAGGAGGCUGCGAGGCCACGCUGUCUGCAUGGUGAGAAGUGCUUUCGCACUGGCGCCCACCACAUUGCGGUGUACUUUCAUGGCACGAAGGCUGAGACUGCGUCGCCUUUGGGGCUGCACGCUGUGCCGAAGGGAAAGAAACGCGUGGAGUAGGACGACAGAGAGAGCGAACAGCACCAGCAGCGGGGUGUGCUGUAAUUGUGAUGGGGGAUACACUGGUGGGGUGAGUGACUUGUACCCGACGCUGUACGACGCAUAA